AUGCAAGUGGUUGUGACGCUCUAUCACGCCCUGCGGGAAAUCUGGACGCUGUCUUUCCUGAGGUUGCUCCUCUCCGAAUAUGUGGGCACCACUGUCUUUGUCUUUGCCAGCCUGGCCUCCACUCUCCUGUGGCCUCAGCCUCCUGAUCUGUCUGGAGGUGCCCCUGUGGGCCCACAUCAUCCUCUCCUCCCUGUGCCCGCAGGCUCCCCGGAUCCUGUACACGUCUCGCUGACCUUUGGCAUUUCCGUGGCACUGAUGAUGGCGUGCCUGGGCACAGCAGGAGCUGUUCAUUUGAACCCUGCCGUGACUCUGUCUCUCCUAGCCGGCCUGAGGAUGAGCCUGGCAUCAGCUCUUCUCUACAUGAUCGCCCAGGUCCUGGGAGCUAUCACCGCCUCGGGGUUCAUCCGGAGCGUCACGCCACCCGAGGUCCGUGGAGACCUUGGCCUCAAUGUGAUAUUAAUUUGGCUUGCCAUAGUAACAAGGAGGAGGAGGGAAAGAAAGAGAGAGAAAGAAAAAGACAAUAUUGUGCCUCAGGUCACCCCGGGAGUUAGCGAAUUCCAAGCUGUGUGUGUGGAGAUGAUGGUCACCUUCCAGCUCGUUCUCUGUGUCUUCGCCACUUCAGACCAGAAGGCAGGACUGAGUAAAAUGGCGCCUGUCAUUGUUGGUUCCUCGGUCACCCUGGGGCAUCUUGUGGCUAUUGGUUUCACGGGCUGCAGUAUGAACCCUGCCCGGUCCCUUGGUCCUGCCAUCAUCGCAGCCAACUUCGAAAGCCACUGGGUCUUCUGGGUGGGUCCAUUCACAGGGGCGCUCCUUGCCACCAUGACAUACGACUUACUGCUGGUGCCAAGAUGGAACAGCAUAGGGGACUGGCUGGCAGGAGUGCGAAGUGCCCUCGUUGGAGAUGGCGGCUUGAAGCUAAAUGGCACGUCUGAUGAAGAGGAUGGCCGUGCCACUUAAGAGGACCGACAAUUUCUUGUAUAGUCGUCAUGUUAGUGUCCAAAGUGUGCCAAUUACUAUCAAAAGAAAGCAGACUGAUGAAAUAUGGUGAUG
Molecule: messenger RNA, 1050 nt
Organism: Polypterus senegalus (gray bichir)
Lineage: Eukaryota; Metazoa; Chordata; Cladistia; Polypteriformes; Polypteridae
Product: aquaporin-5
Exons: 5
Coding region: 1-957 (318 amino acids)
Biological process (GO): transmembrane transport
Cellular component (GO): plasma membrane
Molecular function (GO): water channel activity
Source: RefSeq, a predicted model, not a curated record